UGUUUAUUCCAUGUCUACUUGAACGUAGCACCGUAGCGUCCGCAGAUAAUUUCGUUAUGGUAUUUGUAGUCUUUCAAAGACGGAAUCAAAAGUAGUCACGAUAUUUUAAACCACAUUUCCCAGAAGUCCCCCUAGUGGAUCGGCGAACACGGAAGAGGGGUCUUGUACAGUUAAGCUGAGCUCCAGUGGUAGACGAGCGGCUCCAGUUCUUGAGGUCAGCCCGUAACGGAGACAUUCAGACCCUGCUGCCAGCACUGAACCUCCUCCUCUGACCUGAGACCCCGAGCACAACAUCUCCCACACAGACAUGGCCACUCUGCGGUUCGGACAGCACGUGAUCAAGGUCUCCGCCGUGUUCCUGCAGACGGAGCUCUCCUUCGCGCUGGUCAACAGGAAGCCUGUGGUGCCUGGUCAUGUGUUGGUGUGUCCUCUGAGGCCGGUGGAACGCUUCAGGGACCUCCUCCCAGAAGAGGUGGCCGACCUGUUCAGCACCACACAGAGAGUGGCCUCGCUGGUGGAAAGGCACUUCAACGCCUCCUCGCUGACCAUCUCCAUCCAGGACGGCCCUGAAGCCGGCCAAACUGUGAAGCACGUGCACGUCCAUAUCCUCCCGCGGAAGGUUGGCGACUUUGAGCGGAACGACAGCGUCUACGAUGAGUUGCAGAAGCACGAUCGGGAGGAAGAGGACAUGCCUUCAAAGUGGAGGACAGAAGAGGAGAUGGCUGCAGAGGCUUCGGAUCUGAGCAACCAGCUCCACUAACGUAGACCCAAACACAUUUCACACCAAGAAUUGAGAUAGGCAAUGAGCCCAUCUCUGCGUUGUCCAUUCUUUUGACAUAUGCAUUUGUUUCUGUUUGGAUAUAUAAGUUCAGCUUGAUGAGUCUGUUCCUCAGCCAUUGGAAGAUGUGCUUCUGUCUUCUGCUUAAGUAUAAACUGCUUUGAUCUAGUGAAUUCAUUCAGCUCCAAUUUGAAUUUCUGAUGUAUUGUUGACCUUACGUCAAAACAAAAACAAGAAAUAAAACGGUAAAGAAUAUCAAGUCUGGUUUAUUAUAUAUAUCUAUAUAUAUAUAUACCGUCAUCAUGAAUAUCCAUGUUUUAUCCAAUUAUUGUCUCAAAUCUAUUCAAAUAUCCAUGCUUUAUUUUUAAUAAUAUAUUAUAAUAAUUGAUUUAAAAAUAUUGAAAUAAAUACUGGUCUGUUCACAUUUAUAUGUUAAACUUAAGUCAAUUGAAUAAGAAAUCCAUAAUUAUAGCCGCAAAUCUCUGGGAUUGUGGAGCAACCUUGAUGUGAGGCAGCGUUAGAUGUCCAACCGCUUCAGAUGCCCGCUAGGUUUGGGAGCGCGUGAGAAGGACACAGAGCGGAAGAACAAGGGGACAUGUGUUGGAUAAAUAGGAGCAGCUGCUCUAGAGUCUGCAAAAUUAGGAAGAGAAUCCGUUGUGAUGAGCACUGCCUGACAGACUGUAACGCUUUAAUCAUCCACUAUAGAGACGUUUGAGAUGUUUAUGCCAAAUGAUGGCAAAGAUAUAUAAUUAUUUAUUUUUUACAUUUUGUACCAAGGGGGGCAAUAAUAUUUAAAUAAUUAUUUGUUGUUGCUUCAAAUGCUCUGUUAACAUGUUACGAGGGUGGAUGUAUGGCAAUCACACUUGAUUGAUUCCUUGAGUCUAAUGGUAAUAGCUCACUUCAGAUUUCUAUCCAACCUACAGUUUUUCUCUGCUCGGUUAUUUAUUGCACUGCGCUGAUUGUUCAACCUCACUGCUGAGUCACUUCUGAUAGAUCUUCAAACGCAUGCAUGUCCAAUGUCAUAGAGGAUAGUGGCAAAUCAGACUUCCAUUUAUUAUAUAUAUCCGCUCCACUUCUAAGAUGCCAUGUUUUCUGUCUUUUUUUGUGCAGAACGUAGCACAAGUCUAACACUGGAGAAGAACGUGUGAUCGCUAAAGGAGUUCUGUGCUAAUCUUGCUGUAAGAGGCACCCCUGCAUCUUAAAACAAGAUUACUAAGCAUGAGAGGUUCCUAAAGGGCAAUCAUUCAUCUCUUGGCAUGAAAUCUAUCAGAUGUGGGGCUUGAGCAAUAAUGGAUAACAGCACUGAGAUGUUAAAACCAUAGCUUCGUUUCAAAGAGCAAGGCCCUAUUCAAAUGAGAGAUUGCUUUAGCAUGCAUGCUAAAGUGUGCACAAACGAGUCAUCGCAAGUAAUUGAUGGUAAUGUGAACAAAUUAGUGUGUCUAGAUUUCACAGUAGGAUAUCAUUACAAUAUAUUAGAAUUAAUGGGUAUUGUAGUAUAAAGCUGAGGUAAAUAGCAUGUUCUCUGGACUGGAAUUGUAAUUAAAACAGAGGUCUAGAUUGUAUUAAAUGGUCACCCCUGUAGCAUUCAUAAGAUAAUGAAGAUGGUUUAAUUGUCAUGCAAUAGCUUUUUCUUCCGACUAUGGACUGUUAAGACUUCUGCCAAGUUGCAAUGCAUAAUUUGUUGGUACUCCUUCCGUACUCCGUCAGUACUCCAUGUUAUCUCCGUCGGUGCUCCGUCAAUACUCUGUCAGUACUCCGUCCACCGUCCUCUGUCGACUAUUGUCGGUAUUCUGUACUCAGUCGGUACUCGUUCGGUUCUCUAAACUGCAUUGCGCCGUGAUGGUUCACAUGUAUCCUAACCUCAUAUUCCGUCUAACGGUUCUACGGUCUCUUCCUCAACGUGGGUUUGGUGGUGAUUGAAUGUGAACCCUGAUCCUGAGUAACCAGACCAGUCGGUCCAAAUGAGCCUGGCCCUACGAACUCGAUCUGACAGCACAGUCUUCUUAGUCCUGAUCAGCCCUAAUGAGAAUUAUGUUAAAUAAUAUAUUAUUUUACAUAAAUUAUAUAUUAGAAUACAACAGCAAUAAUUCAAAAGUUGAGACAGGAACAAUUUUGCAUCUUUAUGUCUGUCGUUAAAUAUGUUUUUAGCAUGCUACUCAAUGUGCUCCGGUCAGAAUGUAUAGUGAUUGGAUGAAAAGAAUACUUUAGCUUAUGUCUGGUGACUAAAGUAAGUCAAAUGCGUGUUCUGUUUAAAUGUUCUUACAUCCCAAAUGACUCCCACAGGAAAAAAGCCCAGUUACCGUGUAUUUUAAUCGCUGAUAAUAAUCAAAAUAAUUCAAGCCGUACCUUGGUAGCCAUUUCCUAAUGAACAGCCAAGCACCUCAGAAACUCUUAUAGCAAGAAAUGUAUAGCAUUUUCAAAAAAGUAUUUGAUUUAAAUUAAAGAAAGUAAGAACUGAUUACAGAAGAUAGCAAGUAGGGGAAACCUUUGAAUUCCCAAGUAUAUCUUCAAAGCUGCCUGAAAUUAAUUAAAACUGCAUUCACUUAGUCUACGUUCCGAGCGGUCUAAAGGGGGCCUUACACCACUUAUCUACCCACUAAUGCCAGAGCGAUGAUGCAAGUAGUUCCGGCAUGUGAGGAAGUCCUGGGAGCGCAGAGGAAAGAUGCUUUCACACUGUGGAGACCAAAGAAGACUCAGAUAUGGGCCACUUCUGACAAGCUAACUAGACAAUGCUGUUCAGAUGACACAUACAACUCCUACACUGCCCUCCUGUGAAGGCUGUAAGUGCUGCAUUGUCUUAACACACAGCACUGGUGGAAUGACUCCAGCUCUCAAAUGCACUUAAGAAACAUUCCGCCUUCUGAAACAUCUAUUUAACUGUUUUUGUUUAACAAAAUUCUGCUCUUUGUACAGAAUUUUUUAGUAGUUUAGUUUAUUUAUCUACUUUAUUUUAAGUAUAUUUUGUGAGAAGGCAAACUAAGAAUUUCCUUGCCCAGUGAAAAAUAUGUUUCCAUUGUGUAUAUGACAAUAAAAGAUCUUGUAUCUUGUA
Messenger RNA from Gadus macrocephalus (Pacific cod), 3827 nucleotides. It is a transcript of the gene fhit, whose product is annotated as fragile histidine triad diadenosine triphosphatase. The coding region runs from base 308 to 760 and encodes 150 amino acids. Gene Ontology annotation, cellular component: nucleus; plasma membrane; cytoplasm. Gene Ontology annotation, biological process: intrinsic apoptotic signaling pathway by p53 class mediator; purine nucleotide metabolic process; negative regulation of proteasomal ubiquitin-dependent protein catabolic process. Lineage: Eukaryota; Metazoa; Chordata; Actinopteri; Gadiformes; Gadidae. Gene Ontology annotation, molecular function: ubiquitin protein ligase binding; bis(5'-adenosyl)-triphosphatase activity. The record is from RefSeq and is a predicted model, not a curated record. The transcript has 7 exons.